AACAUCAUACCAUUUUAUGGAAUAACAAAGUCGCCCGAAGGAGAUGAAUAUGCCAUGAUAAUAAGACAUGCAAAACAUGGAGAUUUACGAAAUUAUAUACGUAAAUUUUUUCCAAAACUAACUUGGACUAAUAAAGUAAAAAUUCUUAUUGAACUGUCAAAAGCUUUAAAUUCUCUACAUCAAAUGAAUAUACUUCAUAAGGAUUUUCAUUGUAAAAAUAUUUUAGUAGAUGAAGAUGAUAGAAUUUUUUUAAGUGAUUUUGGGCUUUGUCAACCAAUUGAUUCGGAAAAGGUUAUUAUCUUCUCUACUAAAGUUUCAAAUAGCAUUCAGGGAGUUUUACCUUAUAUUGCUCCUGAAGUUCUAAGAAAUAAGCCGUAUACAAAACAAUCGGAAGUAUAUAGUAUUAGUAUGAUUAUGUGGGAAUUAACAUCAAAUAAACCUCCAUUUUCAAAUAAACACCAUGACGUAGGACUCGCACUUUCAGUUCUUGAUGGAUUGAGACCUAAUAUUGUUGAAGGGACACCAGAUUUUUAUACUAAUAUUAUGAAACAAUGUUGGGAUUCUGAUCCAUUAAAAAGGCCUGAUGCAUCUCUUUUACCAAAAAUAUUUGAAGAAAUGAUAGAACUAUGCAAAAUGACUGAUGAUAAUACAGUAUCAACAAUAGUUGCUUUUAAUUCAUUAUCAUCAUAUAUUGAUUCAGGUAUACAAAUCAAUAUACAUAUUAAUUUAAUCAAAUAUUUAUACUAA
This is a messenger RNA of Rhizophagus irregularis DAOM 181602=DAOM 197198, 747 nucleotides long. The record is from RefSeq and is a predicted model, not a curated record. Lineage: Eukaryota; Fungi; Glomeromycota; Glomeromycetes; Glomerales; Glomeraceae.